Messenger RNA from Mesorhabditis belari, 786 nucleotides. The record is from the annotation of a GenBank genome assembly. Lineage: Eukaryota; Metazoa; Nematoda; Chromadorea; Rhabditida; Rhabditidae.
AUGACCGGCUUUCGACUAGGGACAGCUGCAAAAAAGACUGAGAAGCUCAGUCCUCCCGCUCAAAAGCCUACUGCACUUGUGGAUGCAGUGACGGCUCCUCCAAGCGGUUUUGGUAUCAAGAGCUAUCUUCAUAAUUUCUAUCACUCACCAACUGUUGAAGACAUUGAACAAAGUGGAGCAUGGUACCUCCUUCCCCCACCACCAUCACAACGUCGGGGUCUCUUCGUGUGCCGAAUCUGCACCGUGCUCGGGCUUUUCCUCUUGUUGAGCGGUGCAAUCGGUAUCAUCAUCGGCUACACAUGGCCUCAUGAAGGAGUCGAGGCAACCAUCAAUCACAUCGCCAUCUAUACCGACGAUGACGGCAAUUUGUACAUCCCAAGCGAGAAGAUGAUCUCUUUUAUGAAAGAUCCAAUGAGACACUGGAAGACUGCAGGAUUCAUUCUGUUUGCUUCUGGCGCUUCAAUCUUAGCCCUUUCGUUGAUGAUCCCCCUCUGUGCUCAAUGCAUUGGAUCGAAGAAAUUGGCUGGCUUCAUCUCCGAGGAGAACUCCCCGAAUGAGCCACCAAUUCGAAUCUAUCCCGGCCAGAGUGGGGCCUCGUUGGCGGGAAGUGGCCCAGUGCCAGUGAUGGAAGAGAUCGCAAAACCAACAAUAUCAUUUCAAAGCCCUCUUCUCAUCUCUCCAACAAAAAAAAGGAAACACGCUUUUUUUUUUCUUUUCGGGUGGCGACCUGCUCUGCCCUGUCUUUUCCCCAUUUCAACAACAUCUUUUAUCAAAAAAAAAUCUUCC